AUGGAAUCCCCGCCGGAUGCCAAGGGCCUGCGGCAGCGGCAGCGGCACGGGGCGGGUUCCAUCGGGGCAUCCCAUGAGGCAGAGGAAACAUCGACAGACUCGCCGAAAGGAGAUGUCCCCAAAGGUCCAGGGAGAAAAGGGACUUCGCAACCUGUGGCGCUUCACGCGGAAGUCGCGGCUGCCCAGGUUAGCGAUGUCCUCAGUCUGCUACUCUUCUUUCGCUUCAUCAACGCGCUCUGUGUGCGCACUUUCUUCCAGCCCGAUGAAUAUUUCCAAGCUCUGGAGCCCGCAUGGAACAUCGCCUUUGGGGAGCAGAGCGGCGCCUGGAUGACCUGGGAAUGGCAACACCAACUCAGGUCAUCGCUACACCCGGCCAUUUUUGGCUUGGCAUACAAAGCUGCCGAAGAUCUUAUGGGCGCGCUCCACCUGUUCCCGCCGUUCAAGGCCGUCAUGCUCGUCGCCCUACCCGGCGCCCUGCAGUCUGUAUUCGCCACCCUGGGUGACUUUUACACAUGGAAGCUGGCCAUGGACAUUUAUGGCAGGGAGAGUAACUUUCCGUGGGUUGCGCUCUGGAUGACCGCUCUCAACCCCUGGCAGUGGUACUGCUCGACGAGGACGUUUUCCAACUCCCUAGAAACGACUCUGACCAUAGCAGCGCUGUCUUACUGGCCAUGGGGAAUUCUCAAUGAUGCCAAGGGGAAACAACAGUUGCCAUUGCAGGCUAACAUGGGAGUGAUGAGUCUUCGAAUCUCUCUCAUCCUGGCUGCUGUUGCCGUCUUGCUGCGCCCAACAAAUCUGCUCAUCUGGCUCGUUGUCCUGGCUGCGUCCGUCAUCCGUCUAACGGCCACGAAAGGCACGACGUUUCAGUCACAGGCUCUACUGGUACUUUUACGCGAGAUUGCCGUCUGCGGCACCGCAGUGCUAGCCAUAUCCCUCGUCUCCGACCGCUUGUAUUUCGGCUUCUGGACCUUCCCGCCAUACAACUGGCUCUACUUCAACCUCUCACAGUCGCUCGCCGUGUUCUACGGCCACAUGCCCUGGCAUUACUACCUCGUCCAAGGCGUGCCCCUGCUUACCACGACAUUCCUCCCCUUUGUCCUCGUCGGGUUACGCAAGACAUCCGCCGCCUGGUCUUCCCAGGGUUCUGGCGGUUUACAGACUCGCACUCUCGGGACACUAAAUCUCUGCGUUCUAGCCAUGAUUGCCGCGCUUACCAUCAUCUCACAUAAGGAGGUCCGCUUCAUCUACCCGCUCCUCCCAAUCUUGCACAUUCUUGCGGCGCCCUACAUCACCGCCUUCUUCACACAGCCCUCUACCACUCCGGCGCCGGCCUCAAAGCCAUCAUCACCGACAUCCUCUCAGCCCGAAAAGCCCAUCACACUCCGUCAUAAAUGGACGCUAAUCAAUCUCCUGUCCGUCAAUAUCCUCCUCGCCAGCUACCUCACUCUCUUCCACCAGCCCGCGCCACUAUCCGUACUCACCUUCCUACGCACCGAGUUCGAGCGCCUCCACCCCGAUGCCCUUAGCUUCGAUGAACGCGUCACGCACUAUCACCACAACCCGAUCUCACCCACCACCGUCCUAGACAUCCCCAACAACAAUACCAUCACCGACCAAAAAGAACUCUUCGCGCUCUUCCUCACCCCCUGCCAUACCACCCCCUGGCGUUCCCACCUCGUCUACCCAGCCCUACGCGCCCGUGCCCUGACCUGCGAACCGCCACUGCACACGGCCCCCGGCACGACCGCCCGCGCGACCUACCUCGACGAGGCCGACCGGUUUUAUCUCCCCGCCACCGACUCUGCCACUGGAGCGGCCCCCUAUGGCGUCCACUUCCUCGCUGAGGAGAUGUGGCCGCUUCUUUCGGCCCCUCCCCGCAGAGCGGGCGAAAUCCCACGGUACAUCAUCGGCUUCGAGGGUAUCGAGCCGGUACUACAGACCUUUUUCGCCGCACCGGGCCGUGGCAUGGGUGUUCGUCUCACACGUGUCUGGUCGGCGUGGAAUGGGGCGUUUAACGAGGACUGGAGGAGGCGGGGGAGAUUGGUGGUUUGGGAGACGGGCGUGCACGGAUAG
Molecule: messenger RNA, 2073 nt
Organism: Dichotomopilus funicola
Lineage: Eukaryota; Fungi; Ascomycota; Sordariomycetes; Sordariales; Chaetomiaceae
Exons: 7
Coding region: 1-2073 (690 amino acids)
Biological process (GO): GPI anchor biosynthetic process
Cellular component (GO): endoplasmic reticulum membrane
Molecular function (GO): alpha-1,2-mannosyltransferase activity
Source: RefSeq, a predicted model, not a curated record